AUGCUAGGGCUGUAUACCUUUAACAAAACUUUCAAAACAGAUGAACAAUGGGCUUUGAAAGCCAGACGAUAUUUUUGGCCGAAACUAUUCACAAAUAAGUUUGUUAAAUAUGGUUUACAAUAUGAAAACAUCGCCAGAGAUUUGUAUUCAAAAGAAUUUAAUACAAAUAUUUUAGAGUGUGGUUUAGUGAUUGACGUUAACAAUCCUUGGUUAGGUUAUAGUCCAGAUGGAGUCAUCAUUGAUGAAUAUUUUUUACCCAUUAAAAUUAUAGAAAUCAAAUGUCCUUUUGAUGGUAAAAAACUUGGAAUAAAAGAUCUUUUAAAUAGUUUAAAAUACAUUGUAAAACACCCAAAUGGUUCAUUGAGUUUAAAAAAAAACCAUUGUUACUAUGCACAAGUACAAAUGGGCAUUGUUUUAUUAAAUGUUAAGGAAUGUGACUUUAUAGUACACAGUAGCUAUGAAAAUAAAAAUGCAGUGUUAAGAGGACGCUACACCGAAAGCGAAACGUAUACAACGACCGAGAGAACGCGCUGUUAG
Molecule: messenger RNA, 537 nt
Organism: Macrosiphum euphorbiae (potato aphid)
Lineage: Eukaryota; Metazoa; Arthropoda; Insecta; Hemiptera; Aphididae
Source: the annotation of a GenBank genome assembly